Molecule: messenger RNA, 423 nt
Organism: Linum trigynum
Lineage: Eukaryota; Viridiplantae; Streptophyta; Magnoliopsida; Malpighiales; Linaceae
Source: the annotation of a GenBank genome assembly
CGAGAAGGAAUAGAAUAGAUAGCAACAAUGGCGAAGAGCAAGGACGAUAUAAAGUACGGGACGGCGCAGGCGAAGUUAUCUGAGGACGAGGCGAUGAGGAUUCGGUACAAGCACGGCUCUCCGUUGGAAGGUGGCAAGAUAGCUGACUCCCAGCCGGUGGAAUUGUUCUCUGGUGCUCAUAGCGUCGCCGAUGCUAACGCUGAUGAAAGGGAUUCCUCCGGCGGUGGUCAGUCUCAGCCGGAUCGGCCGCGAGGCGGUGUGGCCGGGGAGAAAGCUACCGAUCUUCCCACCGGAGCCGGCUGAUGGAGAAUCGGGAUAACUUUGUAUGCUUUCUUAGUUUAGGAGUCUUGUCCUUGUUUGGAGUUUGUUAUCGAACUAAAUAAGUGUUUGCUACUUUGCUUGCAAUAAUUACCGGUAGUCCGU